Molecule: messenger RNA, 201 nt
Organism: Hirsutella rhossiliensis
Lineage: Eukaryota; Fungi; Ascomycota; Sordariomycetes; Hypocreales; Ophiocordycipitaceae
Product: reverse transcriptase (RNA-dependent DNA polymerase) domain-containing protein
Exons: 1
Coding region: 1-201 (66 amino acids)
Source: RefSeq, a predicted model, not a curated record
AUGCAAAAGGGUAAAAUCACGGUCUUCUUCUACGUCGACGACAUUAUCUGGGCCUACCCGAAAGAGGAAGAAGCUGCUGCUAGGGAGGCUAUACGAGGCCUGCAACAAAGGUAUAAGAUGACCAGGCUAGGGGAGCCAAAGUGGUUCCUAGGGAUACGAAUCCUUAGGAAUAGGUCCCAACGGACAAUCUGGCUUACCUAA